This is a messenger RNA of Naegleria gruberi, 561 nucleotides long. RefSeq lists its product as uncharacterized. Bases 1 to 561 code for a protein of 186 amino acids. The transcript has a single exon. The record is from RefSeq and is a predicted model, not a curated record. Lineage: Eukaryota; Heterolobosea; Eutetramitea; Acrasida; Naegleriidae.
AUGCUCUUCUCACAGGAAAGAACUUUGAAACAGAGACGUGAAAUGUUGAAGAGCAAUCCACAAAUGAAUGAAGAUCAACACAUUUUACUUCGUCACUGGUUUCAAAAACAGAGAACUUAUAAUUUGUAUUGUUCAUUGCAUUUGUGUUUUUGGAUUGGAUUGAGUAGUUUGUUAUUGAUUGGAUUGGGUUCAGUGAGUCUUGCAUUAAUUGUUCAAAUUUCAAAUCCAACCAUUAAAUCAAGUGUUAAUGACCAAAAUGAUGCAACAAAGAGUGGAUUAUUGCAAAUGGGAGCUGCAUUCUUGGGUGUUUCGUGUGGAUUAUGUAUUUUAGGUUGCAUUCCAAUGUAUAUUAUUGGUAGUUAUUUGAUUCACAUUUUCAGAAAUAAGGAAGAAAGUUCCACAUCAAUUGAGGGUAAAUCUCAUGAAGCUCAUAUUGGUGCAACACCUAUUGUUGAAUCAAAAUAUGUAUUGAUUAGUAAUCAGGAUUUGGAUGAUGAAGGAAUGGAAGAUGAUGAGGAUGAUAUCAUGUUGAUUCAAAGAGCAACUGUAGAUCAACGAUAA